Messenger RNA from Caenorhabditis auriculariae, 6580 nucleotides. NCBI's taxonomy places the organism in Eukaryota, Metazoa, Nematoda, Chromadorea, Rhabditida, Rhabditidae. The record is from the annotation of a GenBank genome assembly.
AUGGGCAUCCUCGAUCACUCUCCCUCGUCCUCAGGUUCGACAUUUUUUUGGCUUGUUUCCAAUAAAAUCCGAUUAUUUUUUUGAUAUUAACUUGUUGGGAAAGUAUUUUAUAUUUUUUCGUGGAAAAAUUCGGAUUUCCGCCUUGUUUUUUCCCGGGAAAACUGUCCAUUUUUGACAAAUUCAUGUACAAAUUGUACCAUUGAAAGUUAGGAAAUUCCACCUCGUUUUUUUUCCGGGAAAAUUGUCCAUUUUCAACAAAUUCUAGUACGAGUUGUACCAUUGAAAGUUAAGAAAAUGCUCAUUUUUGCGGUUUUUAUUUAAAAUUCGAUCAAAAAUCCUUGAAAAAGGUCGUUAAAAUCGAAUUUUUCAACAAUCUUGUCACUUUUCGAUACUUUUUUGUUUGAAAUUCUCGAAUUUUUCGAUCUCAAGUGUUUAGAUGUCAUUUGAAUUAUUACCAGGCUUAUAAUUUAAUUUUUUUAAAUUUAAAAAGGUCUUGAGAAAAAUUGGAUAGUUUUAUAAAUAACGAAUUUUUCAACCUUUGUAGACUUGAUUUAUAUGGAAAAGGAUAAUUUUCCUCGAAAACUCCUAGAAAAAAAGCUCGUUUUUUUCAAGUUUUUUUCAAAGACUCUUAUUCCUUUGAAACUUCAGAAAAGAGUAAAAAAAUUCUUAUUAAAUAAAGAUUCAAAAUAAAUAACUUUACGGUUUCAUGGAGUGUCCUGGCUAAAUCAAAGAAUCAGUGAUUUGUGAUUGUAUAAAAAAACUUUCGAUAGAAAAAUAGUAAAACGUUAGAUUUUUUUCAAUUUAUGUGUCUAUAAACGUAUUAGAAUUUGGAUAAACUAGAUAAUUUCAGUGAAUUUUCCGUUAAAUUAUCGAUCUUUCCUUGGAAAUGAAGCUUUUCGGACACUUCUUCAUUUUUUUCUUGAAGGUUUUAGGAUUUAUUUUUAUUUUUUUCGAUUUUUCAGAAGCCCCUGAUUUUUUUGAUUCCGAGCCUCCAAAAAUUUAAAAAAAUGUUCACUUUAUUCAAUUUUUUUCACAGAUUUUUGCGAAUUUUUCCGACCCCCCGGCCUGGAUUUUUUUCGAUUAGACGACUUUUUAAUAGCUCACGUAGCACUUCAGAACAAAGAAAAGAGAGCUUUUGAUCAUUCAAAACAGUUUUUUGACCGUUUUUCUCAGAAAAAUGGAUAUCUUCCAGGAGUUCCGCGACGCGGCGCGUUCGGGAUCGACUGGUCGACGUGGGUGCCGGCGGUGACGCCGAAGACGCUGCUCUCCCACUACUUGCCGGCCUCCGGCGCCCUCUCCCACACCCUCUACACCGUUCACUUGUUCAGCCCCACCAUCAUCUCAAAGUCAAUAUUUCCAUCGGUUAAAAAAUUAAACAAGCUGGAAUUGACCUAGUUGAGGCGGAAAAACGGGCCGGGAAAGUUUUUAGUGGCCACUAUAGGGUUUUGACGCUUUAGUGGCCACUAUAGUAAUCAAAUUAGUGACCGCUUAAGGGAUUAAAAAUUAGUCGCCACUUAAAGGUCUAGGUGAUUCUAAUGGGUAAUCAAAAACUACUAUAGUGACCACUAAGAUACAAAAUAGGGGCUGUUAUAGAGGUGGUUUUAGUGGCCACUUUAGUGCCCCCUCCAAGUAGUCCUUGGCGAGCCUCUAUAGUGGCCACUAAAAAUUUUCCCAGUCCAGUGUUCCUUCCAGUAACUCUGAUGAUGUUAAAACAAACAUAUUGGACCAUUUAUGUUGAUCCAUUGACCCCUAAAGUGGCCACUAAGUAGUCUAGUAGUAGCACUUAGACCUCUAUAGUGGCCAAUAAUUUUUAACCCCUUAAGUGGCCACUAAUUUGACGACUAUAGUCGCCACUAAAACGUCAAAACCCUAUAGUGGGCACUAAAGAAUCUCCCAGUAUAUACCAUUUUUUUCAAAUAAGAACUCAGAAGGACCUCAUAGGUAUUAUGAAAGAAAAACCUUCUUUUCUUCUUUUCACAGUUUCUUUCUUUCCUUACGCCACUGUACGGCUUGAGCAGUACCAAGUAGAUGAGCCAAGGUCUGCGGUUUUAUGAAUUCGUGGUUUUCCACUUUCAACAUUUCAUAAACCCCUCGGGGAUUGAACUUGUGACCCUAUGAUCCGUGCCUCGAAUCUAUGAGUUGAGAAAAGAUAUUCUCGGUAUAUUUACGGACAUAAGUCAAUUUAGAGAAUACACUUAAAUGAUCGUCAUGAAAUACUGAAGGUCUUGAGAUUAUAGAAAUGGUCCUAUUGAAACGUAUGUCAUCUUGAAGACCAGCUUGAAGCUUUUUUCACAUUUUCAAAUGUUAAAAUUUUAAAUCUGCGUGGCUCAGGGCAUUUCUAAUGGGGUGAGCGAGGCGUCAAAGUUUCUGAAUUUACAAAAAAAGAUCAAGUGCGCGCUCCGGAUAAAAUGCACUGAGUAUUCAACAUCAAUAACUUGUUUGUUCGAUUGCCUUUGGCUGCGUACUUGAGAUUCAAAUUUUCGCGCCAAAUUUUUUUUUGACGUCUCCUUACUCCAUUCAAGAACGCCGUGGGCUUGAGAGUGCUUCGAAACGAAAAAAACGCUGAAAAAAAUCGAUUUAAAAAGUUUCUAGUUAAACCUCUAAAGAGAAAUCAAGAAACUGAGAAUUUUAGAAUUUACUGAAAACUCAAGAAUUAAAUUUGUUAUUGAGUUUUUGAUUUUUAAAGAAGAAUAGAAAUUAAAAAAACGUAUUUGAUUUGAAAGUGGAAAUACUUUAUCUUCCGUAGUACUGGGCCGAAAAAUACGCUGAUAAGAUCCCGUUUUGCGCCCUUUAUCAAGCUUUUCAAUAUUCACAAUAUUUCAAAGGGUGGGAAAAGGCGUCAAAAUGGGUCAAUAGAGGCUGAUAAAAGGGCGCAAAAAGGCGACAUAAUGAAAAAUUUGGUUUCAUAUAUUCGGGAAAGUUCAACGGAACCUUAACGGUUCAUGUGUUUCUGAGAAGUUUUGAGAGUUUUUCUCCCCAUUUUUUUUUUGGCAAUAGAAUAAUUUCGCAGGAUGUUCCCCACAGCCGAUUUGGCGGUGAGCAACUCGAUUCUGUUCAAUGCGAACGUGGGCCUCGGGUUCUACGUGUAUUUCAGAAGACAUCUACAGCGCGUCGACCCCUGGGACCGCGUCGAGUUCAGGUAAGGUCCGAAAAAGGAAUGGUUAAAUAAGGACUGGGGGCGGGGGUUUCAAAAAAAUAUUUUCGGUUUACUCGAAAAAAAGAGACCUUUCUGUGGGAUUUAAAAGCGAAUUUAUAAGGUUGAACAUAGUUCUAUUAAAAAAAGGAUUUCUCUAUAAAAUUGAUGGAAAUGCGUACGGCUUUUUUGAGGAAAAAUGUGUCCCUUUUUUUCAAAAUUUUUUUCGUUUUACUCGAAAAAAAGAGACCUUUUUGUGGGAUUUUGAGGCAAAUUUAUAAGGUUAAACACAGUUUUUAUCGAAAUCAAAGGAUUUUUUUCUAUAAAAUUGAUAGAAAUGCGUAAGGGAAACACGGUUUUUUUGAGAAAAAAAUUUGUCCCUUUUUUUCGAAAUUUUUUUCGUUUUUACUCGAAAAAGAGACCUUUUGUGAGAUUUUUAAGGGGAAUUUAUAAAGUUAAACACAGUUUUUUUCUGAAAAAAACGAAGGAUUUUUUUCUAUAAAAUUGAUAGAAAUGCGUAAGGGAAACAAGGUUUUUUUGAGGAAAAAUUUGUCCCUUUUUUUCGAAAUUUUUUUCGUUUUUUUCCGAAAAAAAGAGACCUUUUUGUGGGAUUUUGAGGCGAAUUUAUAAAGUUAAACACAGUUUUAUCGAAAUCAAAGGAUUUUUUUCUAUAAAAUUGAUAGAAAUGCGUAAGUGAAACACGGUUUUGGAGUUUGUAUGAAAAACCCGUUUUCAGAGAAAAUUGGAAAUUAAUGCGUUGCGAAAAUAAUAAAAUUGCUCCGUUUUACUUAAAAAAAUGAUCAAUUUUCAACAGAUAAAGGAAAAUUCGAGAAAGGUUGAACUUUAUUUUUCAAUGACACUACUGAAAAAAUGGUUGGAUUUAAAAAUUUGGUAGAAAAAGUGGAUUUUUUUCUGCUUGAAAAAAAGAUUUCUUUCAGUGAUUUUUUUCCGUUUAAAAUAGUUUCUGAGCUAUCUGAAUUUUUCGAUUUAUGAAAUUUAACCGACUCGGGCAAAGUCGGAAUGGUAUAUAAUGGCUCCUGAAAGGGAGAGGCUCAAAAAAGGCUGCAAAAAGGCAGCAAAAAGGUCCCUUUAUCGAGCCUUUCUGGGACUUUAAAGGCUCAAGAAAUGGUUGAAAAAGGGAGAGGCGACAAAAAUGGUGCAAAAAUGCUGAUAAAAUGGUGCAAAAAGGUAACAAAAAAGGAACAUUUUUUAUAGAGCCUUUUUUCACCCUUCCCACUUUUCCUAUGAAUAUUAAAAGAUUUGAAAAGCGUCCUCUAAAAGUUCACUUGUUUUCUCAGAGUUUUGAAUACCUUUUUCCGAAUAAACACUGCAAAAACCCUUUUUAGAAACCAAAAAAUGCAAUUUUUCAACCUCCAGCACAAUUCUUCAAGCAAUUCAUCGUUUCCAACCGAUUUUUUUGUUAUUCUCAUGAAAAAUUGCGUUAAACUCUUGCUGGGUUGUGUCCAGUUGAUUGGGGAAAGUCGUUCAUCACUCAAGGGAAACCAAGUGAUUAUUUAUGAGAACGGGCCCAACUCAUUAAUUUCCCCCAAGUGUAAUACUUUCCCCAAAGAACUUUCUGUCAGCUGCUCUUCCUGUUUUUCCGCUUUUUGAUCCGAUUUUUUGGAGUUUGUGGGGAGAGAAAGCAAAGUAUAUAUGAGGAAAAUAAUUUUGAAAAAAAUAAAGGGAAAGCUAUGUUAUUCAGUAUUUAUGGAGCUUGAAAAAGUGAGAAUAUGGGUUCAAAUAAAGUUCUAAACGAGUAAAAAGUUCAUAUUAAAAUUUAUUAGUUUCCUGAGACUUUUGGGGAAGCCGACAAAGGAAAAAAAAAAGAAGUUUUUAAGCCUAAAACCUAGAGUGGGCCCUAUAGGGGUCAGACGGAAAAAAAGCCCCUAGAGGGAUCGUAAAAGUGGUCCCUAUAGGUGAAAAAUCAAGGUGGUCCCUAUAGGGGCUUUUCAUUUUUACUCAAAAAGCGCUUGUUUAUUCAGUUUUUGUCAUGGGAAUGCUUCUUCAGGGUUCAUAACAAUUUCCGACUAGCAUGUCCCCUACAGGGAUCACUUUUUCAAGCUUUAGUGGCUUCUAAAGGGGUUGGCAAAGUGCCCCCUAGAAGCGCCCCUAAGGUUGUCCCUAUAGGGACCACUCCAGGUGCAUAAAAAAAAGAGAUUAUGGUUUUUUUUCAGUGUAUUUUCUUCGACUGUCUUCAACUUUGGCAGUUUACUCGCAGCGGUCCUCGUCAAGGCAUUGAUUCCAGCAAAGUUUGUAUUUUUUUAGAGUAAUAUUGAGAAAAAAAUCGUGUGAAAAAUCGAAAAAAAUAUUCCCAUUUCAUCGUAUUUUCUUCCAUAUUCUGAGUUUUUCUAUCUUUCUUACUGGCAAAAAAACCUCAGUGAUUUUUUUCUUUUUUUCCAGAAAAAAACUAUACUUUUGAUGAAAAAAACCUUCCAGAGCCCCGACAUGGGCGAAAAGCUUGGUGGCAGCUUCGAUGAGCGUUUAUCUGCUGACCAGGGCCUACAAGUACCUUCACUACGUUGACGCUCGUUUCUCAAGGAGCUCGCCUUCACCUCCGAGAAGGUAAACUAUCAAAAAUCCCAUCAAAAGAAGAAAAAAUUAGAAUUUUAAGCUCCAAAAUGUAAAUGUGAUGGUUUAUGUACUUUGUGAAGCCUUGGCCGCAUUUGGAAUGGAUCAGAGCGUUGCGGCUAAUUCAAAACACGCAGAUCCAUUCCAAAUGCGACCAAAGGCCAGGCGAACCGGACCGUACAACGUCUUCUGCACCCUUGAUGAUGGCUGAAUUAUAGCCCGAAGUCGAGGGCGAGCGGCCGCCGGCCGACGUCGUCCCUGGCCUCGUCCCGACCGACGUCUUCAGCCUUCCGCACGCCGUCCCACCACGAACCCCAGCAUCAUCAGAACUCGCCCCCGCCCGACGUCUACACCCCGCCGACGACAAAUUACUCCAUCACCGACGUCGCCGAAGACGAAGAAGUCGAGGAACACCGAACGUCUCCGACCAACUACCGAUACCUCCACUCCUACGCCUUGAACAACCUCCAGAAUCGCGACAAGGAGAACAUCAUUAGAAGGACCAAUGUCCACGGGAUCACGCCGAAAAGAAGGAACACCUCCCAGUACAGUAAGAUCGCCGCCAGUCAUGUCCAACCGACGGCCAUUGAUUGCUCGGUCUUCGUGACCCCCUCCCCAUCCAUCGACUCCCGAGCCCCGUCGGCCAUGCUCGAGUCCCCCGUCAAAGCCACGCCCAAGAGGAUCCUGCCCCGAAGACGUCGGAAAAUGGUCGAAUUCGAGGACGACGACAAAACCUGGCGCAUGAUCCAGUACCACGCCCCGUUGCUCCUCAUCCCCACCACUUUUUCCUGCUUUGUCUGGUCGAAUUCCCUCCUCCCGGUACCCGUCAUUGAGACCCUCCGCUUCAUUUUCCUGACCACUUUCCGGUCUUCACGAUAG